AUGUUUGCUGAUCGCAGCUCCAAAUUGUUGCUGCUACUGCUGCAUAUGUUUGCACUGUGCCACUGGAGCGACGCCAGGUUGCGCUUUAAUGACCUGCCCAUUUUAGCCUCUAGCAUAACGCCCUGUGCUCGAGAUGAUCCUCAGCUGGAGCGCUGCAUCAUAAAUGCCGUCUAUAAUUUGCGGCCCCUUCUGGUGCAUGGCAAUCUGGGUGAUGGCUAUUACACGCCUCCUCUGGAGCCGCUGCAGCUGGACAACAUUGAGCUGGGACGCAGCAGUCAGUUUCAGGCCACGUUUACGGAUCUUGAGGCCACAGGUGGCAACUUUAAGGGCAAGUACUUUAUGCGCCUCAAUCUGCUGCUGCUGGACAUUCAGGGCAAGGGCAAUAUGCGUGGCUACUGCGAUAAUGCCAAGGCGGCGGUAAAGAUGCGCGGCACACGCUAUCUGAGAAACGGUCUCGAGUACGUCAAGUUCACCAAGAUGACGAUGAGAAUACAGUUCAGGGAUUUUAAGCUGCAGCUGGACAAUCUCUUCAAUGGUGAUCGCAUACUUGGCGAGGUGGGCAACACCCUAAUCAAUGACAACCAGGAGCUGUAUCUUAACGAGAUUGUGCCGGGCCUGGAGCGUGGCCUGUCCAAGAAGUUUCUGGAUGUGGCCAAUGAGAUUUUGGCAACGGCCACCUUUGAUGAAAUGUUUCCGCCUGGACGCACCGUCAUCAAUCCUAUACAUUUUCCCAAUGCGGGCGGGAAUUCAGGCGCACCUGGUCCGUCCAUAUUCGAGACGCCUUUCUCCUCGCGUAAUCCGGCAGGCGGAAUUUUGGAUCAUCUGCCGCCGAGGAGCAAUAGUCGUAAUCCCUGGCCUAAGCAGCCCCCAAACAAUCCAGGCGGCGGCAUUUUUGGCGAGCUAACGCCUGGUGGAGGCAUCAUUGAUCCCAGAUUGAAUCUGGGCAGUUAG
Drosophila novamexicana is the source of this 951-nucleotide messenger RNA. RefSeq lists its product as uncharacterized. The coding region runs from base 1 to 951 and encodes 316 amino acids. The record is from RefSeq and is a predicted model, not a curated record. The transcript has 4 exons. NCBI's taxonomy places the organism in Eukaryota, Metazoa, Arthropoda, Insecta, Diptera, Drosophilidae.